AUGGCUGGCAGCAAUCAUACCAUGGUGACUCAGUUCUUUCUUGUCGGACUAACAGAUCGGCCAGAGCUGCAGCUCCCGCUUUUUGUCAUGUUUCUGCUCAUCUAUGUUAUCACCCUGCUGGGGAAUUUAGGGAUGAUCUUGGUAAUCCAGAUCAACUCCCAUCUCCACACGCCCAUGUACUUCUUCCUCAGCAACCUGUCCUUCCUCGAUGCCUGCUACUCCUCCACUGUGGCUCCUAAGAUGCUGGCCAAUUUCUUAGAGAAGACCAAAGCCAUUUCUUAUAAUGGAUGCAUGAUGCAAUAUGGCUUCUUCGCUAUAUUUGCCACCACCGAGAUGUUCCUCCUAGUUGCCAUGGCGUAUGACCGUUAUGUGGCCAUAUGUAAUCCACUGCUCUACACGGUCACGAUGACCAGGAAAGUCUGCCUGACACUGGUCAUUGGGUCAUACUUCUGGGGCAUGGUGAACUCUUUGAUCCACACAAUUGGCUUGUUGAGGUUAUCCUUUUGUGACUCCCAUGUUGUCAACCACUUUUUCUGCGACCUCACCCCUCUCCUGAAGCUUUCCUGCAGUAACGUCCAUGUGAACGUGGUCCUGGUUUUCAUCUUUGGCAGUUUGUUCGAAAUGAGCACUGUUCUGAUCAUCAUCUUCUCGUACGGGCUCAUCAUCCUCACCGUGCUGAGGAUCCGCUCGGCAGAGGGCAGGCGCAAAGCCUUCUCCACCUGCACCUCCCACCUGACCGCUGUGGCCAUGUACCAUGGGACGAUUCUUUUCAUGUAUUUCCGACCCACCUCCAGCUAUUCCAUGGACACGGACAAAAUGGCCUCCGUGUUCUACACGAUAUUGAUCCCCAUGCUGAACCCCCUCAUCUACAGCCUGAGGAACAAGGAGGUGAAAUGUGCUGUGAAGAAAAUAAUAGAGAGGAAAAUGUUUAUUCAGUCAGUUCCUAUCCUAGCAUAAUUCAGAGUAACCAAUGGGGAAAGGUGGUAGGAGAUCGAAAUCCCACUGUUGCUAUGGAGUGGGAAGCCAGGGAAUUUCCACAAAGAGGUGAAAAGUAUCACCCAGCACAUAUAUUUUGUGGCUGCCUUUUUAUGUCCUCUGGUCAUUGAAUGCUGUAAGAUCCUAGGUGAGGUAAUACCCUUUACCAGGCCAACUUUGGAAACUCUUCUUCUUUGAAAAGAUCUUGCUCUAAAGCUUGUCUCUUUCACCUAAGAAGUUAACACAUCCAAACACAUUAAUUUGAAUUUUCUUUUUCGUAUUUUCAUUUUAGUAAA
Messenger RNA from Pelodiscus sinensis (Chinese soft-shelled turtle), 1271 nucleotides. The record is from RefSeq and is a predicted model, not a curated record. Lineage: Eukaryota; Metazoa; Chordata; Testudines; Trionychidae.